AUGAGCUCCUCCUCUAAGACUAGAACUCGCCUCACCCAGCAGCAGAAGCUGCGUCUGAUCAAGAAGGCUGAGAGCUCCCCCACUGUCAAGUAUGAAGACCUGGCCCUUUGGGCCAAAGUCGAGUUCGGUCUGCAAAGUCCCCCUGGGAAAGCCACGAUCGGCCGCAUCAUCUCGGGGCGUAUCGCGCUGUUGCGCCAGCCUCACGAAAGUGCUCAGCGCAAGAACAAGCCGUCUCCGUUCCAGCUACAGACCGAUCAAAACAUCGUCGACGGUGCAAUGAUCGUCUUCUAUGCUACGGUGCUAGCCAAGAAGUUGGGCACCCCUAGACAUACAGUCGACUUACCAACUGCCAUGAAGUGGUGCGAGUCUGCGUGGGAUAAUGUGUCAGCUUCUACGAUUCAGAAGUGCUGGUUGCACUCCACGCUCAUUAGUAAAAGCAGUGUGUCAUUUAUUCUUAACUAA
Messenger RNA from Phytophthora sojae, 462 nucleotides. RefSeq lists its product as hypothetical. The transcript is spliced from 2 exons. NCBI's taxonomy places the organism in Eukaryota, Oomycota, Peronosporomycetes, Peronosporales, Peronosporaceae. The record is from RefSeq and is a predicted model, not a curated record. The coding region runs from base 1 to 462 and encodes 153 amino acids.